CUGACAUUUUUUUUUACUAUUUUCUAAACAUUUUCACUGUUGUCGACUCAUAUCUUAAGAAUUAUUUAGAUUGCUUUUAUUGACCGUAAAUGACUACGUUUUUCUGUUUUUUUCUUCUGUUCUAUUCUUUUUGCUCCAUUCCCAGUUCAUUAGGCACCAACUGGUAAAGCAGGUUUUAUCAUGGGAGUGAACCACAUAGCAAACAUUCUCACAGACAUCUUACCAGUCAUCUAGUUUCACUGAAGCUGUGAGGUUCGACUUUUUGGUUUCCUAUAUUGCCUGUUUUGUUUUUUUAUCUUCAGCCACUUUACUCAAACUUUGGCUAAUUUUAAAUAUUUCAUCUGAUUUUCUGGACGGAAUUUUUCAUCAUCUGUAAAGAAGAUGUCCAACAACAGCGUUCUGGAUUUAGACAGAUACAGCAAUCAGGAUAGGUCUCGUCGGUCGGGCAGUCGAGAGCAGAGCAGACCCCGGGCUAAACCUGGAGAAGUUCUGUGUGAUUUCUGUACGACGAGGAAGCAGAAGGCUGAGAAGUCCUGUUUGGUGUGCCUGGCAUCUUACUGUGAGACUCACCUCCAGUCACACUACGACUACCCAACUCUGAUGAAGCACAAGCUGGUCAAAGCGACCGGUCAGAUGAGGGAAAAGAUCUGUGCACAGCACGACAAGCUCUUAGAGGCGUUUUGUCGUACCGAUCAGACCUCAGUCUGUGUUCUGUGCAUGAUGGAUGAGCACAAACAUCACGACAUCGUCCCGGCUGGAACUGAGAGGACCGAGAAACAAAAACAACUGGGUCCCACUCUGCACAAAUCCCAACAAAGGAUCGAUCAAAGAAUUAAGAAGUGGCAGGACUUAAGACAGGCAGUGGAAGCAGUAAAACACUCUGCUCAAACAGUCCUGGAAGAGAAUGAGCGGAUCUUCUCCGAGCUUCUGCUUUCUAUAGAGAGGAAGUACAACGAAGUGAAGGAGAUGAUCCGAACCCAUGAGAGGACCACCGUGACCCGGGGCGAGCUGCUGCUCGACCGCUUGGAGGAGGAGAUCACUCUGCUGAGGAAGAGACACACCGAUCUGGAGAAGCUCUCACGCACCGACGAUCACAUUCACUUUCUGCAGAGCUGGCAAUCUUUGUCUGGACCCUCUGGCUAUGAAGAUCUGAACAAAAUCAAGGUGGCCCCUCAUUAUUCUUUUGAAGCUUCUAAGAGAGCGGUUGCUACACUGAGAGUCCAAACAGAAGAAAUCCUGAAAACAGAAAUGAUCAAAGUCUCUGACGCAGUGAAAGAAGUGCACAUCACACAGGAAGAUGACAUUUAUGCCCGGAAGGACUCCUAUGUGAAUAAAGAACCAAGAGUUGGAGAAGAACCAAAGACAAGAGAAGACUUUUUAAAAUACUCCCGCCAGUUGACUCUGGAUGUCAACACUGUUCACCCCAGUCUUCACCUGUCUGAGGGAAACCGAAGAGCUACAAUGAAAAAUGAUCCAAAGAACUACCCCGACCAUCCGGAUAGAUUUGACCACUGGCAGCAGGUCUUGUGCAGGGAAAGUGUGAGUGGGUCUCGCUGUUACUGGGAGGUGGAUUGGAGUGGAACCGAGAUCGACAUAGCCAUAACUUACAGGGGAAUCCGCCGCAAAGGACAAGGCAACGAGUGCAGCGUGGGCUGGAACGACAAGUCCUGGAGUUUGUAUUGUGCUGAGAAAUUUUCCUUUGUGCACAACAAUAAAAGCCAAGACAUCCCAGCCCAGAUGUCCUCCCGGAUCGGGGUCUAUCUGGAUCAUGCAAAUGGAACACUUGCAUAUUACGACGUCAGUGGUGGAGGCUUUCGCCUUCUGCAUAGAAUCCACACAACGUUCACAGAGCCGGUCUAUCCUGCUUUCAGUGUGUGGGGCUUUGGAAGCACUGUAAGGCUCUAAAAAAGUCAUCAGGAAAUGUUUUUCUUUCUGAAAACUUCAACCAUUUUCAUUCCAAUACUAUUGUCAUGAAUGAAUUUACAAUUUGUAUUUACAUUUUUCUAUUUUUGAAUAGCUUAAUUUAUGAUUUGUGUUGAAUUUAAAUGGUGGUGGGAAAAUAAAAUAAAUUCUGAUGUUUUAUAAAAUUUUCUAAAGUGAUUUCAAAAUAAAAGCUUGAAAUAUUUUUGUUAUUGAUUCAUUAAAAAUUGUUUUGAGAGCGAGUUUGGUGCUGUUGUUUACUUAUGUCUUACAUAGAGUUGUAGUCAAGAAAAUAAAGUGGUUUAUUCAUUCAUUCACUUGACCUUGUUAAUUUGCUACAUUUGAAGUAUAAUAAUCAUUUAAAAAAAUCUGGAUGCAUUUUAAUUUCUCAUGGUCAAAGACGAGUGACGGCUGAGAAUCCAAAGAAAAGUUUUUUUGAUUUUGUAUUUGUUUUGACUGAUGAAUUGACAGGGCACUUGCAAGUUUAGUAAGUUGAUGGUUUGUUGGUGUGUUGAUAUCUUUGCACUAGUUUUAAGCACAUGUCUGAAGCAAAGAAGAAAACCAGCAGAGGAAAUAGAAAAGACAGCAGAGGGCAACAGAGAGGAAACUGAAAACUUGUGACAUUUUUCUAAUCUACUGAAUGAGUUAUUGCUAAUUUGUUGCUAUUUGAAAUUAAAAAAAAAAAGGUCUUUUCUGAUUUAAACUAUUCAAAAUGAAUAAAAAGUGAACGGUGCAGCACUAUAUCCUGAACCACUCGGCUCAUAUUGAUGCAAAUAUGGAUCAAACCAAUUUGUCUAGAAAAAUCACCUUAUUUUAGCAUCUACUUGAAAUAUAUAUUUUUUCAUAUUGGAAAUAAAUUCAAGCAUCAAAAGUUUAAUACUGAAAAAAAAAAACAAUUCCAGACACUUUGAUAAAAUAUCCCCUAUCCACCAAAUUCACAUAGUUAAUUAAUUAAGUUAAUUUCAUUAAUUCACGGAAUACAAAGCUUUUACUCAAGGCCCACAUAAGAUUUAAGCAUUAGUGAAGCCACAAGGAAAUGGAAGUCAAGCGUACAAUACGUCCCAGAACAAAGUUAAUGAUUAAAUUCUGUAUGUUUUUAGUGCUUGUAGUGAGUGAUUUACUUCAUUUGAUGCUCAAAUGCUGAUUUUUAAGAUUCUACCAUCUUCCUUUCUCUCAGGGGUGUUAAACUCCCGGCCUGUCCUACAUAUUUCCAAACUAAUCUGUCAUUGGAGCUCUUCAGUGGCUAAACUCACCUGAUCCAGGUCAUCAAACCUUAAUCUUUUGUUUGCACUUAUACAACAUUUUGCAAAAAACAAUAAAAAAAUAGAUAAAAUAAGGAGUUGCAGGAAGAGGUAAAAAAAAAA
Molecule: messenger RNA, 3284 nt
Organism: Oryzias melastigma (Indian medaka)
Lineage: Eukaryota; Metazoa; Chordata; Actinopteri; Beloniformes; Adrianichthyidae
Gene: ftr14l
Product: finTRIM family, member 14-like
Exons: 7
Coding region: 382-1905 (507 amino acids)
Molecular function (GO): protein binding; zinc ion binding
Source: RefSeq, a predicted model, not a curated record